CAGGCUUUCUAGCAGAUGGAGAGUUUGGAUAGGCGUACUAGAGGAUCCCAGAGCGGGCUGAUCAUGUCUCUGUCGAGAGCUCUCAGAUGUUGUCAGAGGAUUUUCUCCUGGAUUCCUGUCAUCAUCAUCUCCUCUGUGGUUCUCUGGUCUUACUACGCGUAUGUCUUUGAGCUGUGCUUCGUGACCCUCAGUAAUGAUCUGGAGAGAGUGGUGUAUUUGUUGAUCUUUCACGUGUGCUUUAUAAUGUUCUGCUGGACCUAUUGGAAGGCCAUCUUUACCCCACCAUCUACACCAUCUAAAAAGUUCCAUUUGUCAUACAGUGAUAAGGAGAGGUAUGAGAUGGAAGAAAGGCCGGAUGUUCAGAAGCAGAUCCUCGCAGAUAUCGCCAAGAAACUUCCCAUCUUCACGCGCGCUCAGUCGGGAGCGAUCAGGUUCUGUGAUCGCUGUCAGGUGAUAAAGCCAGACCGCUGUCACCACUGCUCCGUCUGUGAAACAUGCAUUUUGAAAAUGGACCACCACUGUCCGUGGGUGAACAACUGUGUGGGUUUCUCCAACUAUAAGUUCUUUCUGCUGUUCCUGUCGUACUCCAUGAUCUACUGCGUGUUCGUCGCAUCGACAGUGUUUCAGUACUUCCUCAAGUUCUGGGUGGGAGAUCUUCCCAAUGGUCCUGCGAAAUUCCACGUGCUGUUCCUGUUGUUUGUGGCGCUCAUGUUUUUUGUGAGUCUCAUGUUCCUGUUCGGCUACCACUGUUGGUUGGUGGCUAAAAACAGAUCCACGCUAGAGGCGUUCUCCGCGCCAGUGUUUCAGAACGGGCCUGACAGGAACGGCUUUAACGUUGGGCUCCGCAGAAACCUCCAGCAGGUGUUUGGAGAGGACAAAAAGCUCUGGUUCAUUCCAGUGUUCACAAGUCAGGGUGAUGGGCAUUAUUUCCCACUGAGGACCCUGCGGGAGUCAGAGAACCCUUUACUGGCCAACGAGGAGAAAUGGAUGGAGGACGGUGGGUCAGAUGAAGAAAGCGCAGAUGAAAAUGGCCCUUCAGUUGUUAUUAGGACGGAUUCAUAAUCAGUGGAGCGGACUGAUAUUCGUGGGAUCCCGAUUGACUUUAGCCUCAUGAGUAGUUUCAGAAUCAAUCCUGGAAUGAGACGACUGCAUUCCGAAUCCUGGAUCAAAUCCCGGAGUUCCCUGUCAUGCUGAUUACUUAGGACUUGUGCUGAAUGUUAUCAAGUAUAUCGCUCAUCUUUUACACGGGACAAUCAGGUUCAGAUGUCACAGACCUGUUGGACUGUUUAUGAUCGUGCUUUUAUGAGAACAGAUGGACAUCUCUGAUCAAAUAUGAUAAUCCAAUAUCUAGUUGGGGGUAUUUCUCGGAUGUUUCUGUUACUUUUUUGUUUGUUUUCUUCACAUAAUGAGAUAAAUCUGUAAACCCCAACAUGUCCAGAUCAUACUUCACCCCGGAAACAAAGUGAGACUGUAUUAUAUAGCAGGCGUUGCUUUAAAUUAGGCCUGUUUACAAUAUAUGAUUUAUGAUCAUAUUAAUUUGAAUAUUUAUAUUUCAAAACCUGCAAAAAAGCCAAACCUUUAUUUGUAAAUUGUGACGUAUUUAUACUUCUUGGUAGUAUUUGCUAUCCUGCCUUUAAUCUUUAAUGAAAAGCAGUACAGUUCAGCAAUAAAGAGAAUUUAAUAAAUAGUAAUAACCAUUGAGAAUCAAAAUCUCUGGAUGCAUCACAGUUAUGGGAACUGAAGCUUAAAAUGCAACCAUAAAAUUGGUUUCUUCUUUAUUAUGCACGGUAGAAUUAAUUUGAUGAAUUUCCUUUUUCUUUUGAUUUUGGGGUGAAAUGUGACAUGGACAUGUGUGAUGACAUUCACCCAGAGCUCUUCCUCUCUGUGUGUGUGUGUGUGUGUGUUACCACCAUUAAUACACGUUUUCAUAUUGAGUUGGUAAGACGUCAAUCCUAUGCAUUUAUCCACUAUACAGUAUAUCACUGACUUGAGCUGACAUUUUAUUGAGCUUUGAGUUUUAAUUCUUAAUGACUGAUUCAGACUGAGACUUGUUUUCUGUGCUCAAUAGAGAGCAGUCUGGAUUUUCCUUCUUUCUUUUCCAUUGUGAUGCAAUAUAAAUCAUUUUGAUACCUCUCUCUGUAUAUAUUUAGGAGUAUAGUUUAGGACAUGUAAAACCUAAUACGAGAUCUGUUUAAUGUAUUACUGUAAAUCCCAUGAACACAUGAGGAUGAUGUCAGACGAUAGGACUGUCCUGUGAAAACUAUUGACUCGUUUUCCUCUAGUGCAAAAGAAGUAGGUAUGGCUUUGCAGUAUGGUGUUGUAUUCUAAGUGGGUGAGUAAUUCUUUUGAGUUUAAAGUUAGUCUGUUUGAAAGGUAUGUUUGGGUCCUGUUUGCGUGAAAUUGUAAUUGAUCUGCCUGUCAUACGGUUCUCACUCAUGAGGAUCCUUAUUAUUAGCCAAUGCUUCUCGUUUGAUUUGCACUGACCUUAAUCUGAGGGAGAUCUUUGCCUCCUUUGACUGUGUAUGCGCUCUAACUUCUCUUUAACUCCAUAUCCACUACAUCGAAGUCAUUACAUGCCAAUGUUUUUCCCAAUGGUGCAAAAUAUUGUAUUGUUUGUAAGUUCUGUCUGAUGAUUCAAUAAAAUAAAUAAAUAAA
Molecule: messenger RNA, 2655 nt
Organism: Carassius gibelio (silver crucian carp)
Lineage: Eukaryota; Metazoa; Chordata; Actinopteri; Cypriniformes; Cyprinidae
Product: palmitoyltransferase ZDHHC15B
Exons: 12
Coding region: 16-1062 (348 amino acids)
Biological process (GO): synaptic vesicle maturation; peptidyl-L-cysteine S-palmitoylation; protein targeting to membrane
Cellular component (GO): Golgi apparatus; endoplasmic reticulum
Molecular function (GO): protein-cysteine S-palmitoyltransferase activity
Source: RefSeq, a predicted model, not a curated record